Molecule: messenger RNA, 1650 nt
Organism: Jaculus jaculus (lesser Egyptian jerboa)
Lineage: Eukaryota; Metazoa; Chordata; Mammalia; Rodentia; Dipodidae
Product: caspase-4
Exons: 9
Coding region: 136-1263 (375 amino acids)
Biological process (GO): regulation of apoptotic process; proteolysis
Cellular component (GO): protein-containing complex
Molecular function (GO): caspase binding; cysteine-type endopeptidase activity
Source: RefSeq, a predicted model, not a curated record
CCAGGCUUUCUGAGCAGAAGUGUUGCAAUCAUAUUAGCAGUCUCCGCCCCUCUGCACUAAGGAAAUGCCCAGGGACUUUCACUUUGCAGCAAGAGAAGUUCUCUGUAAGGCUGGAAAGAAGUAAGGCUGUUCUCCAUGGCUGAAAACAAACAACCCCCCAAACCACCACAUAAGAUGCUGGAGUAUCUUGGCAAGGAAACCAUAGUUGAAUUUAUGGAUAAAGUUGUAAAAAAUGAUGUAUUUAAAUUGGAAGAACAUGAAAAGGAAAAGUUUUUCAAUGCUGAACGUAGAGACAAGCCUUGGAUCUUGAUAGACUCUGUGAAAGGGAAACCAAAUAAGGCUGGCAAAGUACUUCUCCAAUCUAUUCUUACUUUGAAUAGAAAUAUUGCCAAUUCUAAAGUUCACCAGGAGCCAGAAGAUAGACCAGAAGAAUACACUGAUACCCUCAAGCUUUGUCCUCCUGAGGAGUUUGUGAGACUGCGGACAGAAAAUGCCAGAAAUAUCUAUCCAAUAAAAGAAAAAGGAAUUCGUUCUCGCCAGGCUCUCAUCAUCUGCAAUACAGAGUUUGAUUAUCUUUCUCGGAGGGAUGGGGCUAACUUUGACAUCUCAGGAAUGGAGGGGCUGCUUAAAGACCUGGGCUACUCUGUAUUGGUGAAAGAUAAACUUACAUCUAAGGGUAUGGAGUCAGUAUUGCAGGACUUCGCUGCCCUUCAAGAGCACAAGUCUUCAGACAGUGCAUUCGUGGUGCUAAUGUCCCAUGGCACACUGCACGGCAUCUGUGGAACUGCACACAGUAACAAAAAUCCAGAUGUGCUACAUUAUGACACCAUCUAUCAGAUCUUGAACAAUCGCAAGUGCCCUGGUCUACGAGACAAACCCAAAGUCAUCAUUGUGCAGGCCUGCAGGGGUGAGAACUCUGGGGACCUGUUGGUCAGAGACUUUUCAAAACUCCAGGUUGACAGCUUUGCAGAUUCACCAAGGAACGUGGAAGCAGAUGCUGUUCGCCUAAGCCAUGUGGAGAAGGAUUUUAUUACCUUCCACUCUACAACUCCACAUAACAAGUCCUAUCGAGACUGUACAACGGGCUCUGUCUUCAUCACCAAACUCAUUGAAUGUUUCAAAAAAUAUUCCUAUUCAUGUCACCUAGAAGACAUAUUUCGGAAGGUACAACAGUCAUUUGAAAACCCAGAUAUUAAUGCACAAAUGCCCACCAUUGAUCGUGUAACCCUAACAAGAUAUUUUUACCUCUUUCCUGGCAAUUGAAAAUAAAACUACAGACAAUGCAGCUUGCUUUUGUUAACUUCAAGAAAUGGCUGUUCUUGGGGUAAUGGUGCAGGCCUAUAAACUCAGAACUGGUCAUGCUGUGGAAAGAUAUUGUGAGUUUGGGCCAACCUGGUCAACAUAGAGUGAUCCUGUCAUAAAUGCUAACAUUACUUUCAACAAAACACCACGUGUAUUUAACUCUCUUUACAUUAAUGAAAAUUAUAAAAAAUGAGGGUCUGAAGAGGCUGCUCAGUGAUCAAGGUGCUUCCCUGCAAAGACCAAGAACUCAUGCUUGAUUCUCUGGUACCAAUGUAAAGCCAGAUGCAUGCUCCCCCCACCUGUUUCUCUCUCUCAAAUAAAUUAAUUAAUAAAAAUUAGAGGAAAUGA